UCCCGCCGCUCGGCGACAUGGUGGUGUUCCUCAAGGAGCAGUGCCAGCAGCCCGCCCUCAACCUGCAGGCCCUACAACGCCUCGUCCGGGAGCGCGCGCUCAAGACCGGCGACAAGCUCGCCGUCACCUUCGUGCCCAGGACGGAGCUGUGCGGCCCGGACGAGACGAGCGAGGUGGCGGCGCUGUUGGCGGCCUUCUCGGACAACUCGACGCGCGCCGUGGUGGGCUCCUUCGACGCCAAGGUGUGCGGCAUGCUGGACGUGCUGGCCAACAUGCACAGCAACAAGAUCAUCAUCACCUGGGGCUGCCCGGAGCAGGAGCUGCUCCCCGGCACGGGCAGCAUGUACGACACCAAGCCCCGGGUGCGGCGCCUGCUGCCGCCGCUCGCCGCCAUCGUCCAGGGCACCGUCAAGACCGUCACGUUCUACCGGAUGCGGACGGCCGCCAUCGUCACGAGUGGUGUGGGCUGGUGGCAGCUGGCGGCGCAGGCCCUGGACCUGGCUCUGCAGGCCGCCGACGUGGAGGUGAAGCACCGGGUGUUCCUGCCGCAAGUGGAGGAGUCCGACGAGGCCAUGGAGAAGGCCCUGCUGCCCCUCAUCCACGACACCGUGCGAGUGGUGGUGCUGUGCGUGCCCAUGCGGUCGGCGCAGUGGGCCCGGGUGGUGUCGGCCGUGGACCGGCUGGCCCUGGUGGACCUGCCCACCACGGCCCUGCUGGCGCUGCAGCCCACCUCGGCCACGCCCUUCAUGAUGCACGACCCGUCCCUGCUCGUCCCAGAGGAGAAGCCGGCGCCCAGGAACCCGGGCCUCACCAAGCCGCCGGCGCCCUCGAGCGCGCCGUCGCCGCUGCCGGCCUACCUCAUCAACUACCGGCGGAACGGGCCCACGCUGCCCAUGUUCGUGCCGGUGGCGUCCUGGUCGGCCAAGACCAAGAUGGCCGUGCUGGUGCUGGCCGCCAUGGACCCCGGCCUGCGCAUCGACGACGCCUUCCUCAAGACCAUGGGCUGCCCCGACGUGUCGUGCCCGCAGCUACCGGAGCACCUGGAGCUCUGGCACCACAUCCAGCGUAGCUGGGACCUGCUGACGCGGACCGGGAAGGAAGCCGCCAAACCUUACCUUCCGCGUGCCCCUUACACCACCGCCGUCCCCGUCAUCACCGCUCCCCCCACCACUCCGCUCUCGCCCACUGCCGCCGCCCACCAGGAUGCCGUUCACCAGGACGCCGCCACGCCGGUGGCCGCGGCGCGGUCCUCCACCCGCGCCACGACGCGCACCCCCAUCGCAACCGCCGCCCCCGCCAGCAACACCAGCAUGGCGGUCCGGGGCGCCACGUGGUCGGCGACCCUGGUGGUGGUGGACUGGAUCGGCUCGCGGUGGCGGCCGCUGCUCAAGGUGCGCGUGGGCGGUGGCAACGCGUCCGAGGCCCGCGUCGAGGCCCUCACGGCCAUGGCGCGCGCCUGGCCGCGCUGGAAGCCCGCGGGCACACCGCAAGCCCUGGCCGACACGGGCUGCGAGUUCGGCGACGAGUCCUCCUGCGACGAAGCGAGUUUCUUCAGCGGCUACGGGUUCGUGGCGGCGCUGGUCGCCGUGGCAGCGGUCCUCUUGGGGGGCCUCGUAGUCCUCGCUUCGCACGUCAGGCAACGUCUGAGGCGCGCCAGGAUGUCCCAGGGCCCUGGCAAGAUCCUGCUGCAGUCGAGCGACCUGGUCUUCCCCCACGUGCAGCAUCAGAGAGGGGUGGACGAGGGCAUGGAGGCCAUGCUGUCGUGCUGGCUGCACCAGCUGCAGGAGUUCGGCGGCCCGGAGGUGGAGAAGACGGACGCGCUCAAGGGCUCCAACGGGUCGCUCAAGUCCGGCCAGCUGCAGGCGCCGCCGUGCGCCGUGGCCGGCAAGAGCCCCGAGUCGUCCGUGUCGGCCGUCAAGAAGAAAGGCGGGCCUGACCCCAAGGCGCGCUACAAUGGUGAUUUGGUCCAGCUAAAAGAGCUCCCCGUCGCCGGGGGUUCCUUCGAACUCCGGACCAAAGCCAUGGACGUGCUGCUCACUCUCCACGGGCUGCGCCACGAGAACAUGAACACCAUGCUGGGCUGCCUGCUCGACCCGGCCAGGCCGUCGCUCGUCUUCGAGUGGGGCAGCAGGGGCUCCCUCAUGGACGUGCUGGUGCAGGACGACAUCAAGCUGGACUGGUCGUUCCGCCUGUCGCUGCUCACCGACCUCGUGCGGGGAAUGAAGUACCUCCACUCCACCCCGAUCAAAGUCCACGGCCGCCUGUCGUCGCGCAACUGCGUGGUGGAUGCCCGUUGGGUCCUCAAAAUCACUGACUUCGGGUUGCCGUGCUUCUACGAGGCGCAGGGCAUCACGCCGGCCCCGCAGGACGCCAGAGACUUGCUCUGGACGGCGCCCGAGCUGCUGAGAGACGAAGCCCUGCGUCGCAAAGGCACGCAGCCUGGAGACGUGUACUCCUUCAGUAUCGUCAUGCAGGAAGUCGUGCUUCGCGGCGAACCGUUCUGCGUCUUGCAGCUCAAGCCAGAAGAGAUCAUCGAGAAGCUGAAGCGACCGCCACCGCUGAUUCGGCCCUCCGUGAGCAAAGGGGCCGCGCCCCCCGAGGCCAUCAACAUCAUGAAGCAGUGCUGGGCCGAGCUGCCCGAUCUGAGGCCCGACUUCAACGUCGUCUUCGAACAGUUCAAGAUCCUGAACCAGGGCCGCAAGGUCAACUUCGUGGACACCAUGUUCCAGCUGCUGGAGAAGUACAGCAACAACCUGGAGGAGCUGAUCCGCGAGCGCACCGACCAGCUGGACUGCGAGAAGAAGAAGACCGAGCAGCUGCUGUACCGGAUGCUGCCAAUCCAAGUGGCAGAAAAGCUUAAGAUGGGGAUGCCGGUUCUGCCUGAGAACUUCCAGGAGGUGACCAUUUACUUCUCGGACAUCGUGGGUUUCACUGCCAUCUCCUGCCACUCCACGCCCAACCAGGUGGUGGACCUGCUCAACGACUUGUACACCUGCUUUGACGCCACCAUCAACGCCUACACCGUGUACAAGGUGGAAACGAUCGGCGACGCCUACAUGGUGGUGGGCGGCCUGCCGGUGCGGGUGGACGACCACGCGGACCAGGUGGCCACCAUGGCGCUGGACCUGCUGCAUCAGAGCGGCCGCUUCCAGAUCCGCCACCUGCCACAGACGCCGCUGCGGCUGCGCAUCGGACUGCACACGGGGCCCUGCUGCGCGGGGGUCGUGGGGCUCACCAUGCCGCGCUUCUGCCUCUUCGGGGACACCGUCAACACGGCCUCCAGGAUGGAGUCAACAGGGUCGGCAUGGCGAAUACACAUAUCGGAAGCCACGAAGGACAAGCUGGAUGACAGCUACGACAUCGAGUACCGGGGCAUGACUGAACUCAAGGGCAAGGGCCUGAUGCCCACCUACUGGCUGCUGGGCCGGAAGGGCUUCGAGAAGGAGCUGCCCACACCGCCGCCAAUCAGGGAAAGCCACGGGCUUGACGAGAGCCUUCUGCUGCCCGCGCCCCUGCCGACCCCGCCCACCCAGUCGCCUGUUAGGGCGUCGCCGGCGUCGCCCCAGCCACCGGAGGGCAGUUCCAGCGAGCCCUCGUCGGCGGCAGUCAAACGGAAGUCCUUCGAGUCCUGCAACUCUGGCGAGGCGCCGCAGGCCCACUCGGUGGAGGUGGUGUGCAGGCCGCACCCCCUGCAGGCCUUGCAGUCUGCCAUCUCGGCCGCAGACGCCCAGCCAGCGGACGCGCGCGCCAGCAGGAUGCUGGUGUGUGCCUCCAUCGACAACGAGCGCACGCCUUCCCGACGGGGCUCGCUGCAGCUGGCCACCGAGAGCGCCAAGAUCAGCCUGUGCACCAUGAGCGUCAAGGACAGCCGCCACAGCUCCAGGGAGGUGCCCGACGAGCUGGACGCCAUCUCGCCGGCGCCGCUGGGACCGCACGCAGUCACGUCCCCGGGGAUGACCACGCCCCUCUCGGCGUCAGAGCUGGCCAUGGACCGCCUGCUGGGACUGUCGUACUACAACCCGCCGGGCACGUGGCGCAGCAGCAGCACCAACCUGCAGAACCCGCUGCCGCAGCGGCCCAAGAAGGCGGCGGCCUUCGUGGAGGAGGACCUGAGCGCGGGCUUCAACACGUACCGCUGCCUGUCGCCGCACGACCCCCCGCCGGCCCGCCUGGCCGCACUGCAGGGCGUGGGCCGCGGCUUCCUCAAGCGCCAGUACAGCCUGGACCGCGGCGACGACCCGGCGGGCAGUGCCGCCAGGGAGAGCUCGGCGCCGCGCGCGCUGCACAAGCAGAACUCUGCCGGCGCCGCCCCCGACCUGCACCGCAUCGAGGAGGUGCCGGGCAGAGGCCUGCCCCACGUCCACGUCGCCACCGCCGCCAGGACCAGGGGCAUGCCCAGCCUCUCGUCCAAUUCGUCCGAGUCGCUGGCCUGAGGUUGCAUUCACGUUUCAUUUCGGUUUCGUUUUGUUUGACGUGAGUUUUUACUUGGUUGAUUGUGAUUCAAAAUAAAGCUCUAUAUUUGUGAAAUAAAAAGAGACAAUCGGAUAUAUUAGGUAAGAAAAUAACGAAUUGAUAUGUGAUGAAAAUGUUAUGGACUAUACGUUGAAUUCUUUGAGUUACAUGUUUGUAGUAAACCACUGGUUGGACAGAAAAUAUGUUGUUGUUUUUGUACAAAUUUGGAGUGUAGUGUGUUCAAAUGUACCUGAUCUGCAGCUUUCAACGGAGACAAACGGAGGAGAACCAGCGACCUCAGUCCGUCUGAUGCAUACAGCAGUACAGCGCAUUCCCCGUCAGAAAUCGAUCGUGAGAAUGAUUGAUCGGUUAUCAUUGGAUUGCAUCGGAUGCCGUCGGCGUUGGUUCAGGCCGAUGCUCUGCCAUGUCAAAGAUCAAUUUCUGAUAGGUUUGCUUUCCAUUCUGAACUGAACUGUUUCUUGCCAUAGCGGGUGUGCCUGAUAAUCAGAAAUUAUCCUUCUGCACGUACAUACCAUAUUGCACGAAUGCAGAAUAACCAGUAAGUGAGGCCUAUGCCUUAGAAACAUCAUAGAUAUAGCAUUCGCGGCUAUGUGAUGUAGACCUUGUCUUUCUUUUCGAAGCAACAUUCCUUGACGGCCUAAUUGGUUUGCCUUCAUUCAUUGAAAGAGAUAGGAAAGUGCGUUGCAAAAUCAAGAAAAAUAGUAGAGAUAAAUUAGCAGUCCCUUCCUAGGCCCCUUCCAAGACUUAGUAUGAUAAUAUUUGUUAUAAAUUAUCUUGCCUUCUUAAUCGAACGUUUCGACCAAAGUCCAUAAGUGCAUACUCAAAUAAUAAUUGUGACAAACCUUUCUUAGCUCGGUAUCCAAAGCACCUCUUCCAGCCAGAGGGGCAUUCCUUCUUUAAUUUACUGCUCUAUGCUGUUAAGCGGAGGCAAAAUAUAUUAUGAGUAGCCGAGACAAUAAAUUGAGAACGAGUUAACUGCAUGACUGAUAAUUCAAUUCGAAGCCUAAAUUUGGAUUUUGAAAGGAUGGUAAACCCGUGAACUUAACUAUGUGGUAUAGUCGGACGUGAUGUAGUUGAGUUCAUGAGACUGUCUCUGCCAUUUUUGUCCACCCCGGUAUUUAUUUUUAAGACAGCACUUUUCCUUGUUCUCUUCUUCUUUUGUUAUUAGUUCACUGCACUCCUCCCGCAUUAUCCCCUAAACGUGAAUCGAUUCUACUUAAAUCCCCUUUGUGUGUGAUAUAUUGAUGUUAAAAAAUAAAGAGAAAAAUGUGAA
Messenger RNA from Thrips palmi, 5746 nucleotides. RefSeq lists its product as uncharacterized. Lineage: Eukaryota; Metazoa; Arthropoda; Insecta; Thysanoptera; Thripidae. The record is from RefSeq and is a predicted model, not a curated record. Gene Ontology annotation, biological process: cGMP biosynthetic process; protein phosphorylation; intracellular signal transduction. Gene Ontology annotation, molecular function: ATP binding; guanylate cyclase activity; protein kinase activity. The transcript has 23 exons. Bases 18 to 4433 code for a protein of 1471 amino acids.